This is a messenger RNA of Plectropomus leopardus (leopard coralgrouper), 2745 nucleotides long. It is a transcript of the gene tent2, whose product is annotated as terminal nucleotidyltransferase 2. Gene Ontology annotation, molecular function: poly(A) RNA polymerase activity. NCBI's taxonomy places the organism in Eukaryota, Metazoa, Chordata, Actinopteri, Perciformes, Serranidae. The record is from RefSeq and is a predicted model, not a curated record. Gene Ontology annotation, biological process: RNA 3'-end processing.
UCAAUGCGGAAGCAUGUACUCAGGAAACUAACAGCUUCAAUUUUGUUUACAUGUGACAUGCUAUUUGGAAAUCAGCGGAGUUUGAUGCUGGAGCUCUGCGAAGAACCGCAGCAUGUUUCCCCGCAGCGCUGCGCCGAGGGGGCACUCAGCUUACCGUCAUGGCCCGUACCCGCCACCUCCUGCACCCCGGUGCUACGAUUACAACCACCGAAGCCUGCCUGGGGUCGACAGCUUUUAUGCUCCUGGACCGGAGAGAUUGCCUCCAUAUGAAUGGACACCCAGACCUCUUUCUCCAGUCCCUCGCCUAGUCCCUCCUCCUCCUCCUCACAUACAAACUAUGACCAACGGGCGCAAGAGGCAGAUUGAUGAAUACACCCCCCACGUUGUGAAGCGCCAACGCCUUAACUCCCCAGUCCACACAUCAAUAGGCUCCCCUUUACCUCGUGCUCCUGCCCCUCGUCAUCAUGACCAAAACAGGGCAGGGUCGUCAAGAUCAGUCUUUGGUUUUGACAGCCAUUUUCUCAGCCCACCUGCCCAUGUCCCCCCUCAGGUGACUUCUGUCCCAGAAAGCUCUAACAGCCUGCAGGCUUACGCUAAAGACAAGUUAAGUGAACAGAUGGUGGAGCUUUAUGAGGCGUGCCAGCAGCAAACUCCCGAUUUGGUCCGUAAAGAGACGAUCCGGACUCGGCUGCAGAACGACAUACGCAGUGUCUAUUCAGAUGCACGACUUUACUUGACUGGAUCUUCAAUGAAUGGAUUGGGCUGCCGGAGCAGUGACGCUGAUCUGUGUCUGGUCCUCGAGGCAAAUAAAAGAACUGAUGUUCUUCAUGCACUCUCUGUCCUCCAAAGGCUGUUCAAGUCUCUAACGUAUGUGGAGAAGACUCAGCUGAUCAGAGCCAAAGUGCCGAUCCUCAGGUUCAGAGAGAGGGGCAGUGAUCUGGAGUUUGAUCUGAAUAUCAACAACACGGUGGGCAUCAGAAACACAUUCCUUUUGAGGAGUUAUGCCUAUGCCGAUCUCAGGGUAAGACCCAUGAUCCUUGUCAUCAAGAAAUGGGCACGGCACCAUCGAAUCAAUGAUGCAAGCAAAGGAACGUUAAGCAGCUACACACUCGUGCUGAUGGUGCUGCACUACCUCCAGACUCUGAAGGAACCUGUCCUUCCCAAUCUACAGAGGGACUACCCAGAGUGUUUUUAUCCACACUUGGACAUUGAUAUGGUUCCAGAGGGACCCAAACACAUCCCACCCUACAACUCAAAAAACCAAUCAUCUCUGGGAGAGCUUCUUUUGGGCUUUCUCAAAUACUAUGCCACGGACUUCAGGUGGGAUAGGCAGGUGAUCUCUAUACGAGAGGCCAAAGUUUUGCCCAAAGCCAACUCUCAAGCAUGGAGAAACAAAUUCAUAUGUGUGGAAGAGCCAUUUGAGAAAAAUAACGUGGCCAGAGCAGUCCACGAGAAGACCAAGUUUGACACCAUUAAAGCAGAGUUCGCUGAGGCGUGUCGGAUGCUACGAUACAGGAAGGACCUAAACUCGAUCCUCCCAGUCAGAGACAUCAUUGACAAGGAGUUAUACAGGAGAUAAGGGGUUCCUCUUAUUAGACGAGUGGAUGGGAGUCUUCUACCUCAAGACAGGCCUGUCCCCAGAAACCGAGAGAGACGUCUGGGAUGCGCUGAGAGACGAGCUGCCUCCGCACUUCACAGGAAGGACUCUGAAUGGCUGCCUCGGCAUCGGUCACAUACUGUAGAUCCUGUGGCGGUGUUUAAAAUACUGCGCUCACUUCCAGAUGCUUUGCAGACUUCGCCAAAUGAUUGAAACUGAUUAUAAAAAUACAACAUUUGUGAAUCACACCAGAGGGCUCUGAAAUUAUAAUCCUGUCAUGGAAACUGGUGACAGAGAGACGCUGCACUCGAGCAGGAUAAUAAAGGUGCAAUCUUGUACGAAAAGACAAAAGAGCCUGCACCCUGCUCUUAUCUGAAGAUAGUUUAAAUGGAAACAACAGCGUUUAAGUUCAAAUGGAGGUUUAAAUUUGUCUCCUGUAAUCUCGGUUUAAGUUGUUCGAUCCAUACUGCACAUACUGAGUCAGUUCUGAAGUCGAUGCCAAUAAUUUGCUUGUGACACAAAUACGAUUUGUACAGUAUGUUGUCUUCAGCCUGUCUGGACCAACUUGUUACAUCAAAGCCUUUUUUCUAUUUUUCUAGCUCAGUGGUGAAGCUGUUUUGGGUUUAAACACCAUAGACACUUUUUUCUACAGCUACUUUAAAUGCCUUCUCCUUUACAUCAUCGCCAUCUAUAUGUUUUUAAGCUCCUCCGAAAACUGAAUAGCUGUUAUUAAGUCAUGUUCAAGUUAGUGUUAUAAUUUAUGUGGCUCUUAGGUGAUCAUUUUAGGGUUGUGAGGAGGAUGUGUUGUAUAAAUUUCCUGAUGCCCAUGCAGAAUCAUAUUAAUUCAGUAUCCGCUUGAUUUAUUUGGUCGAAAACUGAUGUUAUUACUAUCUGUUAUUCGGUUCACUUCAUGAAUUCAUUAUUUAAAGGAUUUACACUUCAGUGUGAAUUAGUUUUUUCGGCUUUUCUUUGGUUAAAUUUUUUCCUCGGCCCUUGUUGUACAUUUUGUACAUUACUGACUUUGCAAUGUUUAUUUAAAAAAUUAAAUCUCUGAAGAUGUAUGAUUGUUUUAGAUUGUAUUUUUGAGCAAUGUGUGAAGCCUGCUGAAAUUAAGUGCCAAAAUCAUAUUAAAGGUCAAGUUUGUAGGA